This is a messenger RNA of Sphaeroforma arctica JP610, 267 nucleotides long. RefSeq lists its product as hypothetical. Gene Ontology annotation, biological process: protein phosphorylation. The annotation marks the transcript as partial. Lineage: Eukaryota; Ichthyosporea; Ichthyophonida. Gene Ontology annotation, molecular function: protein serine/threonine kinase activator activity; protein kinase activity; ATP binding. The transcript is spliced from 2 exons. The record is from RefSeq and is a predicted model, not a curated record.
AGGAUCGGCAUGGAGGGUGAUGCAGUACGGUGACAAUCCUGGCUUCGAUGAGUCUACAGUGGCAUAUGUUCUGGGCGAGGUCCUACGGGCACUUAUAUACAUACACGACAAUGGCUAUGUCUACAAUAAUCUCAAGGCGUCAUCCAUCCUGUUGGAUACGAACGCAGAGGUCCGUCUCAGAGACUUCCGUGACUGUGUGAGUAUGGUCAAUGGGGGUAUACGCGCACCUGCUGUGCACAAGUACGGGGGAACGGCCGCUACUAUUCC